AUGCCAAAAGCGAAGAGCAAGUCCGUUGGAGCGCAGCCAGUGAAGAGGAAAAAGAACUUCAGCAGUUCAGAACUCGAAGUCCUACUGCUGGAGGUCACGAGGAGGAAGAAGACUCUAUUCAGUAGCCUCAGUGCAGGUUGCACUAAUACUAAUAAGAAGGAGGCCUGGGAGGCAGUAUGGCGUGCGGUGGAUGCGGUCUCAGGAGAGGGACGCAGCAUAGAGGAGGUCAGGAAGAAGUGGUUCGACCUGAAAUCCGAAACAAAAAGACACAUAGCCAAACACCGGAGGGAGACGCAACGGACUGGAGGGGGGGCAGCAAACACCAUGCCCAAGUCUGAUCUGGAUCAGCGCAUUGGGGCCAUCAUCGGGGAGACGGCACUCUCAGGUGUACCAUCAACUGAGUCACUGGACACAGAUGCAACGCGUUCAUCCCCUCCCUGUGCCGCUGCCAUUCCAGUUUAA
Messenger RNA from Knipowitschia caucasica, 462 nucleotides. The record is from the annotation of a GenBank genome assembly. NCBI's taxonomy places the organism in Eukaryota, Metazoa, Chordata, Actinopteri, Gobiiformes, Gobiidae.